AUGGCAAAGAGUGCAGUCACAUUUCUACUCAAAAAGCUGAUAGCAGCCUUACACCACGAGGAGGUGAAACUAUUGAGAGGUGUUUGGAGAGAAGUUACGUACAUAAAGGAUGAAUUGGAGCGUAUGACAGCCUUCCUAAACGUUGCAGAUCAGGCAUCACACGAAAGUGAUGAAGAACUCAAAGUAUGGGUUAAGCAAGUAAGAGAUGUUGUUUAUGACACCAACGAUGUCCUAGAUGAGUUCAAGCUUCAUGUGGAAAAUCAUCAUCAUAGGCAGCAGGGGUUUUUUUGUUCUUUUCUGAAUUUUUUUCACUCUAUCCUGAACUUGAAAGCUCGCCAUCGGAUUGCUUCAAGAAUGAAACACAUCAAAACAAGAGUCAGAAAUAUCUCUGAGGGGCGUCAGAGAUACCGCUACAAAUGUAACAUUGUGGAGGAGGGCUCAACCUCCUCCACCGUUUCAAACAGCACAUGGCAUGACUGCCGAAGGGAUGCACUUCUUGUAGAAGAGGCUGAGCUAGUAGGCACCGACAAGCGCAAGAAGCAGCUGAUUGAGCACCUUUUGGAGGACGAGCCUGAACUCAAAAUCAUCUCGGUGGUUGGAAUGGGAGGGAUGGGCAAAACUACCCUGGUAAGGAAGAUCUAUGAAGACUCAAAAGUCGAAAGGCAUUUCAAAACCCAUGUUUGGAUCACAGUUUCUCAGACAUUUGUGGUUGAGGAGUUCCUAAAGGACAUAAUUGUGCAACUCUUUACUGAGAUCAGGCAGCAUGUCCCUCAAGGAAUUAAUAACCUGGGCAGCCAUGAUCUGAAAAUGCAAAUAAACAAAUUUCUGAGUCAAAAGAGGUACGUAAUUGUUUUAGAUGAUAUCUGGAGGAUAGAUGCAUGUAAAGCUCUAAAAUAUGCAUUACCUAACUGUCAAUGUGGGAGCCGGGUUAUGCUCACAACACGAAUUGCUGAUAUAGCUUCCACCACCAGCACCAUAUUUGAUGGUAGUGUCACAUAUCCUUUAGAACCGUUGUCACGGGAAGAGUCUUGGAACCUAUUUUACAGAAAGACAUUCAAAGCAGACACUUGUCCUCCACAUUUGAAUGAAAUUUCUCGACGUAUCUUAAGAAGAUGCGAAGGAUUGCCACUUGCAAUUGCGGCAAUCAGUGGCCUUCUGGCUACAAAAGACAAAGGCUAUUUGAAACCUUGUUUCCUGUACUUCAGCAUUUUCCCCAACAAUUAUUUUAUUAAGCGUAUGAGACUGAUUAGAUUGUGGAUGGCAAAAGGAUUUGUGGAAGUAAGAGAAGGGCAGAUGCCAGAAGAAAUUGCUGAGAGCUACCUCAAUGAGCUUGUCAAUAGAAGCUUAGUCCAAAUAGCAACAACAACUAGAAAUCGAAGGGUUAGCACAUGCCGCAUCCACGACCUUUUGCGUGAAAUUUCUCUUUCCAAGUCAAGAGAACUAAACUUUGUAACAAUUGCCAACAGAAACAACACACAGUGGCUUGAAAGAAUCCGGCGCUUGUCAAUUCAUAAAACAUGUAGAAAUGUGGAAAAGGGCAAGAGGCUCUCCCAUCUUCGUUCUCUGUUCACGUUUGGGGUCGCAGACAUGCCAUCUAAAUUACCCAUCUCUACAUUGCUUACUGGUGUCCCCAGGCUGCUCAAGGUAUUAGAUUUGCAAGGUGCACCUUUGGAGUCUCUUCCAAAUGAAAUCUUUGAAUUGUACCUUUUAAGGUAUUUAAGCUUGAGAAAAACAAGGGUAAAAAAGAUUCCAAGCUCUAUUGGGAGGCUUGUAAACCUAGAGACACUGGAUCUCAAACAUGCCAAUGUAACUGAAUUACCUGUCGAAAUACUAAAGCUCCAAAAAUUACGCCAUCUUUUGGUGUAUCGUUACAUGAAAAGAUCUUCACCCUUUCACUCCACCUACGGUUUCAAGCCACCAUUGGGGAUGGGAGAUUUGCCAUCCCUGCAAAAGCUCUGUUUUGUUGAAGCAAAUCAAAGUAGUGAUAUAUUAAAUGAGGUAGGAAAGCUAACCCAACUGAGGAAGUUAGGCAUUACCAAGUUGAGGAGAGAGGAUGGGGUGGCAUUGUGCUCCUCCAUUGAAAACCUUUGCAACCUUCGUUCAUUAGAUGUAAGUUCAAUAGAGGAGGAUGAGGUCAUUGAUGUCCAACACAUGUCUUCUCCUCCUCCCUAUCUACAACGGCUAUGGUUGCAAGGACGUUUGGAGACUCUACCACCUUGGAUAACUUCAAUGCAUAGCCUAGUCAAACUACGCUUAAGGUGGAGUCGGCUAAGGGUUGAUCCACUGGAGUCUCUUCAGGCUUUGCCAAAUCUAGUGGAACUUCAACUUCGCCAGGCGUAUGAUGGUGAUGUAUUACAAUUUAAGGCUGGAGGGUUCCAAGGCCUAAAGAUAUUGCAUCUUCAUGACUUGAAAGCGCUGAGAAGGGUCUCGGUGGAAGAUGGGGCAAUGCCUCAUCUGGAAGAUCUCAAGAUUAUCUGCUGCGAAUCACUAGAAAACGUGCCGGCAGGUAUUGAAUUCCUCACCAAUCUGAAGUCACUUGCUUUUUCUGACAUGAAAAAUGAAUUGAUUAUGAGACUUCAGGGCAAACAAGGUGAUGACUAUUUGAAAAUCAUGAACAUCCCAGAAGUAUUAUGGUACAGAAGUUAUGCAGGUUUCUUUGCAAAGACAAAGUUAAUACCAUUGAUGGCUAUCAUUGUAAACAACACGCAGUGGCUUGAAAGAAUCCGGCGCUUGUCAAUUCAUAAAACAUGUAGAAAUGUGGAAAAGAGAAAGAGGUUCUCCCAUCUUCGUUCUCGGUUCACGUUUGGGGUCGCAGACAUGCCAUCUAAAUUACCCAUCUCUACAUUGCUUACUGGUGUCCCCAGGCUGAUCAAGGUAUUAGAUUUGCAAGGUGCACCUUUGGAGUCUCUUCCAAAUGAAAUCUUUGAAUUGUACCUUUUAAGGUAUUUAAGCUUGAGAAAAACAAGGGUGAAAAAGAUUCCAAGCUCUAUUGGGAGGCUUGUAAACCUAGAGACACUGGAUCUCAAACAUGCCAAUGUAACUGAAUUACCUGUCGAAAUACUAAAGCUCCAAAAAUUACGCCAUCUUUUGGUGUAUCGUUACGUGAAAAGAUCUUCACCCUUUCACUCCACCUACGGUUGCAAGCCACCAUUGGGGAUGGGAGAUUUGCAAUCCCUGCAAAAGCUCUGUUUUGUUGAAGCAAAUCAAAGUAGUGACUUAUUACGUGAGGUAGGAAAGCUAACCCAACUGAGGAAGUUAGGCAUUACCAAGUUGAGGAGAGAAGAUGGGGUGGCAUUGUUCUCCUCAAUUGAAAACCUUCGCAGCCUUCGCUCAUUAGAUGUAAAUUCAAUAGAGGAGGAUGAGGUCAUUGAUGUCCACCACAUGUCUUCUCCUCCUCCCUAUCUACAACGGCUAUGGUUGCAAGGACGUUUGGAGACUCUACCACCUUGGAUAACUUCAAUGCAUAGCCUAGUCAAACUACGCUUAAGGUGGAGUCCGCUAAGGGUUGAUCCACUGGAGUCUCUUCAGGCUUUGCCGAAUCUAGUGGAACUUCAACUUCGCCAGGCUUAUGAUGGUGAUGUAUUACAAUUUAAGGCCGGAGGGUUCCAAGGUCUAAAGGUAUUGCAUCUUCAUGACUUGAAAGCGCUGAGAAGGGUCUCGGUGGAAGAUGGGGCAAUGCCUCAUCUGGAAGAUCUCAGGAUUAUCUGCUGCAAAUCACUAGUAAAUGUGCCGGCAGGUAUUGAAUUCCUCACCAAUCUGAAGUCACUUGCUUUUGCUGACAUGAAAAAUGAAUUGAUUAUGAGACUUCAGGGCAAACAAGGUGAUGACUAUUUGAAAAUCAUGAACAUCCCAGAAGCUUAUUAUACCUUUUGGGAUUGCGGUCGGUGGAAUUGA
Messenger RNA from Camellia sinensis, 3894 nucleotides. RefSeq names its product disease resistance protein RPM1-like. The record is from RefSeq and is a predicted model, not a curated record. Lineage: Eukaryota; Viridiplantae; Streptophyta; Magnoliopsida; Ericales; Theaceae. Gene Ontology annotation, biological process: defense response to other organism.